Heterobasidion irregulare TC 32-1 is the source of this 2472-nucleotide messenger RNA. RefSeq names its product kinase regulator Ste50-like protein. Gene Ontology annotation, molecular function: protein binding. Lineage: Eukaryota; Fungi; Basidiomycota; Agaricomycetes; Russulales; Bondarzewiaceae. The transcript is spliced from 9 exons. Gene Ontology annotation, biological process: signal transduction. The record is from RefSeq and is a predicted model, not a curated record. Bases 1 to 2130 code for a protein of 709 amino acids.
AUGGACUCACGAAGUAGCAUCACAGACUGGAAUGAAGAUGACGUGCAGCUCUUUUUGUCUGGCCUUGGCUACUCACAAUACGAGAGCCAAAUUCGAGAACACAAUAUUUCCGGGGAUGUCUUGUGCAUAGUAGAUGCCGAAAGUCUCAAGGAGAUUGGGAUAGCAACAGUGGGCCAACGUCUUGCGAUUCUCAAAGCAAUAUACCUCGCCAAACUCGCUCACAACGUACCAAUCGAACCGGGCCAAUACGUUCCACCAUCCGAAGCCGAGGAACGGGCGGAGAGCCUCAGUGUUGAUAGACUGUAUGAUCUUAUUCGGGAACAAGAUGAACGACUUCGAUUGUUGGAAGUCGACAAUCAACGACUUUUUCAGACUGUGCACAGCACGUUAGAGGACUUGAAUAGCCUGAGGUCGUCUCAAAGCAGUCGGGCGGAAGAAAGCCCUGUCGCUAGGCAGUCCUCUUUCAAAUGGGCUCAAUAUGUCAAAUCCACUGGCUCGCCGACAAAACCCGAAAUUGUAGAAUCUCCUCAUGCAUCACCACACCGCCUCGAGCAUGAUACGUCCUAUAACCGACUUCUAAAUCCCCCAAUGCAAUCUACCUCACAACUCAAACCGAAUGGUAUCCACUCUUCACCGAAUCCCAAUGGGAACUCUGUCGCCCCUCCUAAACCCAUUCGGCAGGAAAGCUCUGAUAAUCUCAAGAGUUUCAAAGUUAGCCUGGAAGACCCUGCAUGGAAAGUUUUACCCGCAGCGCUACGGAAGUACAAGAUCAACAACGACGAUUGGCAGAAUUACGCCAUGUUCAUCUGCUAUGGGCCUCCAAACACACGUCCAGCUUGUGUUUUUUUUCACUUCUCUUGUCCUUGCCAUCAUCUGCAUUCGACAUACAUGUUUUGUCGCACGCGCAUGCAUGCUGAUCCAUCCGUGUAUCUAGGUAGUCGCAUUGAGCGAUGUCUCAGCUACGAUGAGAAGCCGUUAUUGCUUUUCCAGAAACUCAAAGACGCACAGAAAAACCCGGUAUUCAUGUUGAAACAUAUCAAGGAUAUACGUUCGCCUAUCGCUGUUGCGCAGCAGAAGCAGGCUGCGCGAAAGGCAUCGUCAAGCGACCCCGCCGCCGCCGCCGCCGCCAAGAAAUUAGGCCCCGGUCAUGCCCGAACGCUAUCGCGUCCACCACGACUGCAUGUACAGUCAGAGACUGCGCUAGGUAAUUCCACAGGUGCUGGCGGGCAUCCCGGUUCUCCGGAAGUCAUGUCUCCUGCAAUUGAUAACCGGGAGCGAGAGGAUCUUUCCGUGGAUAGAUUAGGUUUGACUCCCGAAAGAAAGGUGGUGCCAGGGGACAGAGCAGGGGAAGCGCCGAAGUCGGCGGUGCCGCUGACAGCAGUGACAGCGGCCUCGACGCCAGAGGAGUCAAGCGCAGGGGGCACUCCCGCGAGGGAAGUUCCUGUCACUUCAGAUAUAUCGUACGCAGUGGCGAUCUACCCGUACAUGGCCGAGCAAGAGGACGAGUUCGAUGUGGUUGUCGGAGACACAUUUGUUAUCAUUUCUCGAGCCCGUGGUUGGUGGGUUGUGCAGCGUGACCCGACCGGCUCUGGUAUCGUCGAUUCAGAUACGUCGAAGCAGGGUUGGGUUCCUGCUGGCUGUCUUUUGGAGACGAAGAUUCCAGUAGCCGUCGCUAUUGCUGAAGCACAUGCAAUAUCUCCAGGAUCACGACCACCAACACCGGACUCCAAUCACAAGACUCCUAUCUUGCCAUUGAAUAUAGUGUCGACCAGCUUCCCUGGAUACGCGUUGAUGGAUUAUAAGAAGAAAGGCGAAGAGGAGUUGGACCUCCUGAAAGAUGACAGCUUAAGAGUCUUCAAGCGGUACAACCAUUGGUCAUAUGCAGUGAAAGAAGACGGAGGAGAUCGUGGCUGGGUCCCGUCAUGGUAUAUCGGCAAGGUCUCCUCUUCUGGAGCAACCCCGGCCACACCCGGUGUUACUGCUGUUCCCAAUCUCAACUCCUCAGUCACUCUCGAUGCGAACGACACACGGCUGUAUUCUGGUGAUCCCUCCAUCAGUGGACCACAGCCCCAAGUAUCGCCCAUGUCUUCUGCAUUCCCGCCUCAGGCUAGAGCUACGACAGUCAUCUGAAAUCCCAGGGUUAAAGCGAACACGCACCACCGUUCCUUGCUAUUACAGCUCCUCUAUACUUCCCAUAUCAGGCGAACAUCACCUCCCAUCCUCCUUCAUUACUGUUACAUAUUUCCAGCUCUCGAAGUUUUCAGCAGCUCGUUUUUCUCAUAUUUAGUUAUGACAGGCCAUUCAUUGUUGUUCCGUGUACCUUUGCACUAAAGUAUCCCAUCUAUCUUUCGCUCUUCGCCUUUUGGUUCUCGUUGCUUAUACCAUGCGUUCACUCACGACAUCUGAUGUACAUUACUUAGCAUUUCGUUCAAUAUUUUCGGCCCGUGGCGGUCUAAUGAAAUCCGUCCGACC